This is a messenger RNA of Vicia villosa (hairy vetch), 1024 nucleotides long. RefSeq names its product VAMP-like protein YKT61. NCBI's taxonomy places the organism in Eukaryota, Viridiplantae, Streptophyta, Magnoliopsida, Fabales, Fabaceae. The record is from RefSeq and is a predicted model, not a curated record. Gene Ontology annotation, cellular component: membrane; Golgi apparatus. The transcript is spliced from 6 exons. Gene Ontology annotation, biological process: endoplasmic reticulum to Golgi vesicle-mediated transport. The coding region runs from base 150 to 752 and encodes 200 amino acids. Gene Ontology annotation, molecular function: SNAP receptor activity.
UAGUUGACACGCUUCCGCACCGUAUAAAAGUCCUAACGUCAAUUACCAUUCACCCCUUACCACAGCUCCUUCUACCGACUGCGUACGAAUCAAAACAAGAACAAAACAAAGCCGCGAAAAAGUUUCCAGAAAGAAUACAGAGAGAAAACAUGAAGAUCACGGCGCUUCUUGUGCUUAAAUCCACCGGCGACGGUUCCGAAUCGGUUUUUCUAGCUAACGCUUCUGAUGUGAGUCACUUCGGUUACUUUCAACGCUCCAGCGUCAAAGAGUUCAUCGUUUUCGUAGGUCGCACCGUAGCCAAUCGUACCCCUGCAGGCCAGCGUCAAUCCGUUCAACACGAAGAGUACAAGGUGCACGCGUACAACAACAAAAAUGGUCUCUGUGCAGUGGGAUUUAUGGAUGAUCACUAUCCAGUUCGAAGUGCGUUUUCUCUUCUCAGCCAGGUGCUGGAUGAAUAUCAAAAAAGUUUUGGUGAAUCAUGGAGAACCAUUCAGGAAGACAGUACUCAAACAUGGCCCUAUUUGAAUGAUGCUCUCGUGAAAUUCCAGGAUCCUGCAGAGGCUGACAAGUUGAUGAGAAUCCAGAGGGAGUUGGAUGAAACAAAAAUCAUCCUUCACAAGACCAUUGAUAGUGUUCUUGCACGAGGGGAGAAGCUGGACAGUUUAGUUGAGAAGAGUUCUGAUCUGAGUGCAGCGUCGCAGAUGUUCUACAAGCAAGCGAAGAAAACCAACCAGUGCUGUACAAUAUUGUAAGCUUUCAAGACCAUCAGUAUCAUGUGAGCUUGUCUGAAUCCUGUUCUGACGUUGAUGCUGUUGGAUAGGGUGAAAAUAGCUUCGUAUGUCUAUAACACUCUCCAUUGUCUGUUUUGUGAAAUUCUGUGAUUUUCCCGGUUAUAUGUAUUGCAUACGGGAACGAAAUAUUGGCCAAAGGUUUCAGUGUGUUGGCAAAAUAACAUUCUCAUUUACUUUGUUUGUGAUACUUCGAUAAUUUUUAGUGUUUUGCAUAUAAAACUACUUUGAUGAAA